AUGGCUUUCUUCGGCUUCCGCGCUUACCCGACUCCUAUGUUGAAGCCUAUGUGGCCUUUCUUCAUCGCGGCCGGUGUUGUGUUUUACGGUGUCAACAAGCUGCAGGACAUGGCUGUUUCUACUGAGGAGGCUUCCAAGGACCCGCGCAACCCUUACGGCCAGAAGGUUUUAAAGGCUGCCCACCACUAA
Ustilago hordei is the source of this 189-nucleotide messenger RNA. Its product is annotated as putative ATP18 - subunit i/j of the mitochondrial F1F0-ATP synthase. Gene Ontology annotation, biological process: proton motive force-driven ATP synthesis. NCBI's taxonomy places the organism in Eukaryota, Fungi, Basidiomycota, Ustilaginomycetes, Ustilaginales, Ustilaginaceae. Gene Ontology annotation, molecular function: proton transmembrane transporter activity. The record is from RefSeq and is a predicted model, not a curated record. Bases 1 to 189 code for a protein of 62 amino acids. The transcript has 2 exons.